AUGGCUAAGUCAAGUUCCAAGGCUUCUAAGCCUGUUAGCAAGAAGUCUAAGAAGGAAGCUGUUAAGGCACCUGAACCUUCCUCAUCUGAGUCUAGCUCAUCAUCUAGUGAAAGCAGUGACUCUUCAUCAGACUCAGACUCAGACUCAGACUCCUCUUCAUCUGAAGAAGAAAAGAAGGUGACCAAGAAGGCCGAAUCUUCAUCCAGUGACUCUUCCUCUGACUCUUCUUCCGACUCUUCUUCCGACUCCGAUUCCUCAGAAUCAGAAUCUGAAUCUGAAAAGGAAGAAAAGAAGGAAAAAAAGAAGGAAGAAAAGAAGGCAGAUUCAUCAUCAUCAUCUAGCUCUGAUUCUGAUUCUGACUCUGACUCCGAUUCUGACUCUGAUUCCGAUUCUGAUUCUGAAUCUGAAAAGAAGGAAGAAAAGAAGGCCACUUCUUCCUCAUCCUCUUCUUCUUCAACAUCAUCAGACUCAGACUCAGACUCUUCAUCCUCUUCUGACUCUGAUUCCGGUUCUGAAUCUGACUCUGAAUCUUCUGACUCUGAAUCUGAAGAAGAGCCAAAGAAGCGUAAGGCUGAGGAAGUUGAAGAAACUCCUGAACCCGCUGCUAAGAAGGCCAAGACUGAUGGUCCAAGCGAACCUGGUGCUACUCUUUUCGCUGGUAAGUUGUCUUUCAACAUUGAUGACGACUGGUUGAAGCGUGAAUUUGAACCAAUUGGAGGUGUUUUAGGUGCCAGAAUCAUCUACGACAGAGCCAGUGGGAAAUCCAGAGGUUAUGGUUACGUUGACUUUGAAACCACCGCUGAUGCUGAAAAGGCCCUUGCUGAGUACCAAGGUAAAGAAAUUGACGGAUGGCCAAUCAACUUGGACAUGUCCACAAGUAAGCCACGUCCAUCUAACAACAAUGACAGAGCUAAGAAGUUUGGUGAUGUCCCAAGUGCCCCAAGUGACACCUUGUUUAUUGGUAACUUGUCUUUCAAUGCUCAAAGAGACAACUUGUUUGAAAUCUUUGGUCAACACGGUAGCGUUGUCUCUUGUAGAGUUCCAACUCACCCAGACACUAACAUGCCAAAGGGUUUCGGUUAUGUUCAAUUUGCAUCUGUUGACGAAGCAAAGGCUGCUUUGGAAGCAUUGAACGGUGAAUACAUUGAAGGUCGUCCAUGUAGAUUGGACUUUUCUACUCCUAAGCAAACCACUGAUGGUGGUUUCAGAGGUGGCAGAGGAGGCUUCGGUGACAGAGGUGGAUCAAGAGGUGGCAGAGGUGGUUUCGGUGACAGAGGCGGAAGAGGUGGUAGAGGUGGCUUCAGUGACAGAGGCGGUAGAGGUGGAUUCAGCGGUGGUAGAGAAAGAUCUUCUACUCCUCAAUUCCAAGGUACCAAGAAGACCUUUGAUUAA
Messenger RNA from Lizanozyma spartinae, 1392 nucleotides. RefSeq lists its product as uncharacterized. Gene Ontology annotation, molecular function: mRNA binding. Lineage: Eukaryota; Fungi; Ascomycota; Pichiomycetes; Serinales; Debaryomycetaceae. The transcript has a single exon. The coding region runs from base 1 to 1392 and encodes 463 amino acids. The record is from RefSeq and is a predicted model, not a curated record. Gene Ontology annotation, cellular component: cytosol.